This is a messenger RNA of Dreissena polymorpha, 1860 nucleotides long. Its product is annotated as protein Mo25-like. Gene Ontology annotation, molecular function: protein serine/threonine kinase activator activity. Bases 184 to 1203 code for a protein of 339 amino acids. Lineage: Eukaryota; Metazoa; Mollusca; Bivalvia; Myida; Dreissenidae. The record is from RefSeq and is a predicted model, not a curated record. The transcript has 8 exons. Gene Ontology annotation, biological process: intracellular signal transduction.
AAUGACGUCAUAUCCGUUAGGAAGAAAAUAUCGGUCAAGAAAAGUGUUUAACAUUUCUGUUACAAACACACUUUCUGUAUGGACAGUAUUGUUGUCAUUGAAUAAAGUCAACGGCAGUCCGCUCUGCGAAUACUCUGUACAUAGAACUCAACUGCGUAGCUAACCUGCCUGCCGAUAUCUGCCAUGCCAUUGACAUUGUUCGGUAAAUCCCAGAAGUCUCCCUCGGAGCUGGUCAGGGCUCUACGGGAUGGACUGCUGGCCCUGCAGAAAGAGACUGGAGAGAAGAAACUGGACAAGGCGACAGAAGAUGUGUCUAAGAACCUUGGUCUGAUCAAGAAUCUUCUGUACGGCACUGAGAGCCAGGAGCCACAGACGGACCUGGUUGCCCAGCUGGCCCACGAGGUGUACGACUGCAACAUGCUCUACAUGCUGGUACAGAACCUCGUCAAAAUAGACUUUGAGGGCAGGAAGGAUGUGGCUCAGAUCUUCAACAAUCUGCUGCGACGUCAGAUCGGCACACGCAACCCCACCGUGGAGCACCUUGUAUCCAGGAAGGAGAUUGUCCUGGAACUCAUGAAGGGGUAUGAAAGUCAAGAGAUAGCCCUGAACUGUGGUAUGAUGUUGAGAGAAUGUUGUCGCUAUGAACAGCUGGCCAAGAUCAUGCUCUGUGAUGAACAGUUCUAUAACUUCUUCACGUAUGUCGAGGUGUCCACGUUUGAUGUCGCCUCCGAUGCCUUCUCCACUUUCAAGGAGCUGUUGACGCGGCACAAGAUUCUGGCUGCAGGCUUCCUAGAGCAGAACUAUGAGCGUGUGUUUGAACCCUACCAGAGACUCCUUAUCUCAGAGAACUAUGUCACACGCAGACAGGCUCUCAAGCUGUUGGGUGAGCUGUUGCUGGACCGCCACAACUUCACGAUCAUGACGCGCUACAUCAGUAACCCUGACAACCUAAAGAUGAUGAUGAACAUGCUGAGAGAGAAGAGUAGGAACAUACAGUUUGAGGCCUUCCAUGUCUUCAAGGUGUUUGUGGCCAACCCUAACAAGCCAAAGCCCAUCCUGGACAUCUUGCUGAGAAACAAAGAGAAACUGGUCGACUUCCUCACCAAGUUUCACACCGACCGCUCGGACGAUGAACAGUUUAACGAUGAAAAAGCCUAUCUUAUUAAGCAAAUUAAGGAAUUGAAAUCAGCAGAAGAAACGUAACAGUGGUUGGUGCCUAGGAGGGUGAAUACUUUCAAUACAAUGUUUGUGAUAGUUUUCUUUAAUAUAUCUAUAAAUGUGUUUUACAGUGCAUUUGGUUGCUGCGAAGACGAAAAACAAGCUUGAAUUUUAAGAACUUGAUAUAUUCUCACUGAGAAUUGUUCUCUGUGGUUUGAAUACGUAUUUGAAAGUGUUGAGGGAAAAUGGGGCUCAAUGCAUCUUAUGUCCAGUGUUUUUACCUACAUUUUCGGUAUCAAGAAAUUUGCUUCAAAAUGCAAGUUCACUGUAGGCUUAAGGACACUUUGCACACUUGCAUUGAGACUGGCUUUCCCACGACACGCUUUAGGCGAUUGUACUUCCCUCCAACUAGAUACGUGUGCCUAUAGUUUGACCUGUGUGCUAUCAAUGUAGUUCACAGUUUGUUCCCCACUACAUGUAAACUUCCUAUUACAGUUGCAGUGAAACUUGUAUUACUUGUGGUAACAGUUUUCAGUUUACAUAAGUCUUGAUUCUGUUUUAAAAGUACUGUUAAAUCAUUAUUAUUUGUUGGACAUUAAUUGUCGGAAAAUGACAGACGCAACUUUCUCAUUUUCCAAAAUUAGAAAUCAGCGAAGUAUGUGCCUUUUUUUAAACCACUAAAUUAUAUGCUGUUUAAUAUAA